Peromyscus californicus insignis is the source of this 4507-nucleotide messenger RNA. RefSeq names its product tRNA aspartic acid methyltransferase 1 (gene Trdmt1). Gene Ontology annotation, molecular function: methyltransferase activity. NCBI's taxonomy places the organism in Eukaryota, Metazoa, Chordata, Mammalia, Rodentia, Cricetidae. The record is from RefSeq and is a predicted model, not a curated record. Bases 1613 to 2596 code for a protein of 327 amino acids. The transcript is spliced from 11 exons.
UAUAAAAUCCUAUAUUAUUCUUAUAUUCCACUGACUUAGCCAACUCCAUCUGUCUCUUGAGACCCCAGUUUCUACAUCUGAAGACCACAUGCUUUACUGUUCUCCAUGACUUAUCUCAUUGGAAUGAGACAGGGAUUCAGUGUGUGUGAGAAACACUGUGAAGAAUUGUGAGUACCAAGCAAUGAAAACCAUAAAGAUUGAGAAAAAUUUAUAUAAACACUGAUGUUGAGGGAGUGAUUAGAAAUUGACCCAAAAGGUACCUGCUUAUUUUAAUUUCCCUGUGAUCUAUACGACUUUAGGGUUUUAUUUGGUCAUGAACUAUUUAUUUUUUUACUGUAAUUUUAUGAACUUCCAACUUUCAUUUCUCUUUAGUGAAAGCCACUCACAGAAUCAUUGUGAAAAUAAAAUUAGAUGAGUAUGAGAAGGCAGUUUUGAAAAUGAAGACAUUACCAUUUUUAGAUAUUGCCCUUGGGAUCUGUGUUAUUUGAUGUGUGGGUUGAAGAAGGUUCAUAGAUGUUGACGUAAUGACAUCAUCCAAGAGCUGGGACUAAGUAUGCACAUCAGCAGAUUUUAUGAUUACAAAGAUUAUCUGUGUGCUAAUUCAGCGUCAGUGGAAUGUUUCAAUUUUCUUAUGAAAUGGGGGAGAGCCACAUUGGUUUCAUUAAAGACAGUGAGUCUAAAAUUAGUAUUGUUUCAACUGGUAAGUAUGUUAUCUACUCUUUCAGGAAGAGUUGGGGACUUGAGAUGAAUUUCAAAUAAAACAGCAAACAGGGAUAGCUUUCAAAGGAAAAUACACACACACACACACACACACACACACACACACACACACACACACACACACACAUAUCUAUCUUCCUGACAUACCAGGAGGAAAGAAGAGGUCUCAUGCAACUAUGUGGUUAAGAAUAUAGGGUUCUCAAAAAAGUAUCAUAAACCAAUAUGGAAGACAAAACUAGAUAUUUAUAGAAAAGUUAAUUUCAUUUCAUCGCUUUACAUUAAUUAUGCAUGAAAAUCAGUUUGUUAAACAAGAAGGAGAACAUAGACAUGAACUCUGCUCAUUUUUCCGAAGGACCUCCUACACUGAAACAGCAAAGGAGUAGAUGGCCAAGGAAAAGUAUACAGAUUUGACUCAGAAAAUGAAAUACUCUUGCAUCAUAAAACAUAACAAGCCUAAAUGGAAAAACGAUGGAGUGGGGAUUGUUUUUAAUAUGUGAACAACCAUGUGAAAAAACAAAAAUUAAAUGUGAUAAUUGAAUAAGAAAUGCAUAUUAUUCCAGGAGGGAAAGGACACAUAUCACAAGCAAUUGACAAUAGAAGAAUUUCAUAUGAUAAAUGAAUAAGAAGCCUUGAUGUCAGUACACACAAGGAUUUGUUCUCAACUGAAAGGAGUUCAGAAAGCUGUGCCCUGCAGAUUCCUGACAUUCCUUCCUAACCAGAAUCAUCUUGAACGGCUCCAAGCUGCUCUCUGAGUCUUCCAGCCUGAGCAACAGGAGGUUGGGGAACUGAAAAGCAGCGGAACCAGAAGCGAAGGGAGCGGUGCGGACAGGGGGUAAGAGAAGCGGAGGACCGGUAGGCCUAGUUUCCAGGCCGCGGUCGCGGUUGCAAAGGGAUGGAACCUCUGCGUGUCUUGGAGCUGUACAGUGGCAUUGGUGGCAUGCACCACGCGCUGCGAGAAAGUGGUAUCCCUGCGCACGUGGUGGCUGCUAUUGAUGUGAAUACUGUUGCUAAUGAAGUGUACAAGCAUAAUUUUCCUCACACACACUUACUGGCAAAGACAAUUGAAGGUAUUUCACUGGAAGAGUUUGACAAGCUGUCUUUCAAUAUGAUUUUAAUGAGCCCUCCAUGUCAGCCAUUCACAAGAAUUGGCCUACAGGGGGAUAUGACUGAUCCAAGGGCAAAUAGCUUCUUAUAUAUUCUAGAUAUUCUCCCAAGAUUACAAAACUUACCCAAGUAUAUUCUUCUAGAAAAUGUUAAAGGUUUUGAAGUAUCAUCUACAAGAGGGCUGCUGAUACAAACGAUAGAAGCUUGUGGCUUUCAGCAUCGAGAGUUUCUAUUAUCUCCUUCCUCUCUCGGUGUUCCAAACUCAAGGCUACGGUAUUUUCUCAUUGCAAAGCGGCAGUCAGAGCCCUUCCCUUUUCAGGCCCCUGGUCAGAUACUGAUGGAGUUUCCUAAAAUUGCAACUAUACAGCCACAAAACUGUGCAGUAGUUGCAGAAGAUAAGUUAAGAGUACAGAGAACUGAACCAAAUAUCUGCUUGGAUAGCAGCAGCACACAGUGUUCUGGCAAAGAUACCAUUCUUUUUAAGCUUGAAACUGCAGAAGAAAUUGACAGGAAACUCCAGCAGGACAGUGACCUCUCUGUGCAGAUGCUGAAAGAUUUUCUUGAAGAUGAUGACACAAAUCAGUACUUUUUACCCCCCAAGUUAUUGCUGCGAUAUGCUCUUUUAUUGGAUAUUGUUAAGCCCACUUCCAGAAGGUCCAUGUGCUUUACCAAAGGAUGGAGGAUCCUUUAUCUAGUCUUCCCGGACCUUUCUACUCCAGUCCUCCCUGAAGCCGUAUGCAGUGAAGGCCGAGUUGCACAGAACGGGCGGUAGGGAGCAGCUCGAUUCUCGGGUGAAGUCUCUAACCCUCCCCACCCUCCAUGAGAGGCAAAAACAGUCAGCAGGCCCAGCUGGGGUAAGCUUUCCUGAGAGAACAUAGAUGCUAACCCUCCCCAACCCUCCAUGAGAGGCAAAAACAGUCAGCAGGCCCAGCUGGGGUAAGCUUUCCUGAGAGAACAUAGAUGAAUUUCCAAAAUGGUGGCUGCUGGCUUGGAGGGUAGUCACUCAUAAUCUUCUUUGGAUAUUGUUGCCAUGGUAAUAUAAAAAUCUUUUUUAUGUUCAUGGUAAAAGAGGAUCGUAAUUUGUUUUAUUGGUUGCCUAUGGUUGAAUAUUUUAGUGUUUAUUUUGGUUUUUUUCUUGACUUAUGACAAUUUUUAAAAAGCUUAGAGUGAUGGGGAAAAUUGGACCUUUCAGGAAAAAAAAGUUAAAGACCCUAUCUAUUUUGUGCAUGCCCCUCAACUUCAUUCACUGGGGAGGCAGUUGUGUGAUGUGACAGUUCAAACUGUCUUUUUGUCUGCUGGUUUUAGCCUCUCCUGCAGCCAUAUAGACUCAGCCUGAUUUUAUGAUCUGCCUCUGUGCUUGCAGGAGAAAGAACUUAUUACUUUAAAAGACUCCAGUCAGCUGUUAUCUAUUACCAAGUGCAAUAGGUUCUGCUUAGGACUCUCAUAAAAUAGUACUUAUCAAUUUUGUAAUAAAAAGCAACCUUGAUAUUCUCAUGUAAUAAAGAUGACAUAAAGGAAACCUUACUGUGGCAGUCUCUUCUGCUAAAGAUGGCGCGCGUGCGCGCGCGCGCGCGCACACACACACACACACACACACACACACACACACACACAUGUUUAACUGUGUAGCGCAUAUGAAGAGGCAGUGUGAAACAGUAUUUAUCCCUGAUGUACUUUCCUAGUUUAUAGUUUAAAUUGUCCUUAUCGUGAAAAGAGUGUUUAUGUGGUGGAAAACCAGCUUGGCAUCAACAGAAAAAUAAUGCUACCUUUCAUUUCUGAAAUAUUGUAUACUUCUUGUACAAUUUUUAAACUAAUUAAUUCUUAAAUGAAAAUGAUAAUAAAAGAAUACUGAGUUAAUGAAAGUUAAACUCAGGUUUAGUUUCAGUGAACCACGUCUAUGUGGUAUUAGGGGGCUGAAGACUUUGGAUGCUGAAAAGAAAUUUUAAUUCAGGCAUUAUAAAAAUAAUAGCAGUAUGUUUUCAUCUAUACAUUUGGUUUAAUGUGGCAUGGACUUUUGUAAUAUAGUGUGUACUUUCUAGUGAGGAACAUUGCAAAUAUGAUAAUUAAUAAAAAAUGCUAAUACAUCAUUCAGUGGUGUUUCUACAACUCAACUGCCAUGUGUAGUUUCUGAGAAGUUUAGAUAGAAUUAUGUCUUUUGUCUUAUUUUAAAUUACAAAGCAUAUUUAUAUACUAUUACUCAAGAUGUUUCAGAAGAAUAUAAAUGUAUGUCAUCCAAGAAAUACUUUAUCACUUAGAAAUAUUUUUUAGAGAGAUCUUGGGGUAUUCUCAGGUCAGGACAGUUGUUCUUAAUCAGAAUCCAUGUCAAAUAUAGUUAGGCAUGGUGGCAUGCACCUGCGACCUCAGCUCUGGGGAAGUGAGAACAGCAGAUCUCUGGGCCUUGCUGGCUGGCCAGCUUAACCUGUUUGGUGUGUUUGAUACCAAUGAGAGAGCCUGUCUCCAAAAAAACAUUGGAUUAUGCUUGAGGCAUGACACCCAGGGUUAUCCUCAGACCUUCACACACAGGCACAUACAUGCACACCUACAUACACAUAAACAGCACAUAGACUCACACAUGAGUACAGAUGCGCGCGCGCACACACACACACACACACACACACACACACACACACACAGAUAUUUGGCAUUAAAAUACAUUGGAUAUUGUGUAUUAUUCAUGUGAAUU